This is a messenger RNA of Sipha flava (yellow sugarcane aphid), 1725 nucleotides long. It is a transcript of the gene Rox8, whose product is annotated as nucleolysin TIAR. Gene Ontology annotation, molecular function: mRNA binding. The record is from RefSeq and is a predicted model, not a curated record. Lineage: Eukaryota; Metazoa; Arthropoda; Insecta; Hemiptera; Aphididae. The transcript has a single exon. Bases 428 to 1594 code for a protein of 388 amino acids.
CUCUCUCACUCUCUCACUCUCUCUCUCUCGCCUUACGUACAUGUAUAUGUGGUUCACCCGUAGUGUAUUUUACUCGAACGCGAAAAAAAAUGGUGUGUCCCCGAUAGGCGUACGUGAAACCGCAACGAUCCUAGUCAUUUUCGAGUUGUCCGCGAAAAGCCCGCGUCCCCGUACGCCAACCGCAGUUCGGUUUUCCCGUGUCGCUGAUAAUACGACGACGACGACGACACAACGCCCGUCCAUUGUUUUGUACCAACCGUUUGCGACGAGCUGUCCGUUUUGUUGUUUGGUCGACAAACGCACUCCGUGAGUAAAAACCAAUAACUAGAGCUUUAGAAAUAUUCGUUUUCCACCUCCCGUAACGCGUGUGAAGUUUCAAUCCGUCAACAACAAACAAACGGUAUCAGUACCCGAACGGGAGUUUAAAAUGAGUGACGAGAGCAAUCCUCGUACGCUGUACGUUGGUAAUCUAGACCCGUCCGUCACCGAAGAGCUGCUGUGUGCAUUGUUCACGAACAUUGGCCCGGUGAACGCUUGCAAGGUGAUACGCGAGCCGGGUAGCGAUCCCUAUGCGUUCCUCGAGUUCGACACACAUUCGGGCGCGGCCACCGCACUGGCGGCAAUGAACGGCCGACUUUUCUUAGACAAAGAAAUGAAAGUAAAUUGGGCCACGACACCCGGCAAUCAGCCCAAGCUUGACACAAGCAACCAUUAUCAUAUAUUCGUCGGUGACUUGAGUCCCGAGAUCGAAACACAUACUCUGAAAGAGGCGUUCGCGCCGUUCGGAGAGAUUUCCAACUGUCGCAUUGUACGCGACCCUCAAACUUUAAAAUCUAAGGGAUACGCUUUCGUAUCAUUUGUAAAAAAAUCUGAUGCAGAGAAUGCUAUCAAUUCUAUGAAUGGCCAAUGGCUAGGUAGCCGGAGUAUCAGGACUAACUGGUCCACCAGAAAACCUCCACCACCAAGGGCUCCAAACAAGUACAGUGGUUACCGGGCAGUAACAUUUGACGAUGUCUAUAAUCAGUCCAGUCCGACAAAUUGUACAGUAUAUUGUGGUGGUAUUGUAGAAGGCUUAACAGAAGAGCUUGUUGAACAAGUGUUCUCACGCUUUGGCACUAUUGUAGAAAUUCGAGCAUUCCGAGAUAAAGGUUAUGCAUUUGUUAAAUUUUCUACUAAAGAAGCGGCAACAACUGCCAUCGAAGCAGUGCACAAUACAGAAAUUAAUGGACAUCCUGUCAAGUGUUUCUGGGGAAAAGAAUCGGGUGAUCCAAAUAGUGCAGCUAAUCUUGCUGCUCAAGCAGCUGCAAGUACAGAUACUGCCGGUCAAUACUCAUACAAUAUGGCAUAUAACCAAGGAAUGAAUUAUUGGUAUCCAUAUGCUCAAAUGCAAGGUCAAUAUGUGCCAGGUAUGCAAGGAGCCAGCUAUGGUGGUGCUGCUGCAUAUAGUCAAUACACUGGAUAUCCAUAUCAAAUGGCCAAUGCCACUGCAUAUCAAAUGGGUAAUGGAACUGGACAAACUGCUAAUGGACAACAGAUGUCUACACCAGGCAAUAUGCAAGCUGGUGUUUAUUCAAUGCAGUAUCAAAGUCAGUGACAACAGAUAAAAUAGAUUUCUUUAAGUGUUGAAAUCUUAUGUUUUCUCAUUUGUGCUCUGUAUAUAUAUCUAAAACAAAUACUAAAAUAUUAGAAAACAAAUGUAUGGAAAUAAACAUUAAUUUAAUUUAA